Molecule: messenger RNA, 155 nt
Organism: Racocetra persica
Lineage: Eukaryota; Fungi; Glomeromycota; Glomeromycetes; Diversisporales; Gigasporaceae
Source: the annotation of a GenBank genome assembly
UUGUGAUGGAAGCACCAUUAGACGAAGUUAUGAAAAUGGAUAUGAUGAUGAGAUGUUUACUAGAAACAUUGACAAAGACUGAAUAUAGCAUUAAUAAUGCGAACAAUGAGAAUGAUUUGAUCAAGGUAUAUGAAAAUGAUGAUGAUAGUAAAAAG